GAUCGGGAAGUCCAAAGGAUCCCAGAUAGAACUAACCGACUGUGAACGCGCGCAGUCGCGUGUCAUUGCGCGCUCUCGUCUGGCUUGAAAAAAGGGACAGCUCCAUUGCUUAAAUCCAGAGGGAGGCACAGGCGGAGCAUCUCUGGGUAUCACUCGCUGAAUUGAACACAACACAUUUGGAAAUCUUUUUGUCAUUUAGUGGCACGCUCCAGGACGCACCUAUGCAGAUGGCUGCAACACAGCAAGAGGGCUCGGACCAGAACUUUGAUUAUAUGUUCAAACUGCUUAUCAUCGGCAACAGCAGUGUAGGAAAAACUUCCUUUCUCUUCCGCUAUGCCGAUGAUUCCUUCACCUCUGCUUUCGUCAGCACUGUGGGCAUAGAUUUCAAAGUGAAAACAGUCUACAAGAACGACAAGCGGAUCAAACUACAGAUAUGGGACACAGCGGGUCAGGAGCGAUACCGGACCAUUACCACAGCAUACUACAGAGGAGCUAUGGGCUUCAUCCUGAUGUAUGACAUCACCAACGAGGAGUCCUUCGGUUGUGUGCAGGACUGGUCCACCCAGAUUAAGACGUACUCAUGGGACAACGCCCAGGUAAUCCUGGCGGGGAACAAGGCUGACAUGGAGGAGGAGAGAGUGGUGUCAGUGGAUAGUGGUCGAAUGUUGGCCGAACAGCUUGGGUUUGAGUUCUUCGAGACGAGUGCCAAGGACAAUGUCAACGUAAAACAAACAUUUGAGCGUCUCGUCGACCUCAUCUGCGACAAGAUGUCCGACAGUUUAGAGACUGACCCGUCUGUCACCACAGGAACGUCCAAUGCUAGGCUAACUGACAACCCUCCUCCCUUGCAGCAGCCCAACUGCGGUUGUUAACCAGGAAAAUUACAACAAUCUAAGACGUAUGAGAUUGCCAAAAUAUUGUAUUAUCCCUUAGGUAGAUCUGUAAUACCUUAAAUUGUAUUAUUCUUCAUAUCUGACUUCUGAUGUGCCUAGUACAUUUUUUCAGAUUUUUUUUAUGUUUCAAAUUGUCUGACACAUGUUGUACGUUCACAAAACUGAAAAAUAGACAUGUACAGUAAUGCCAUGUCAGUAUGCGAUGACCAUGAAUCACUAAUGCCACGUCAGUUGGUACAUUUAUCUAUUUAUUUAUAUAAAACAGAGAUACAGGAUCUUCUAUAUACUAUAUUAACCAGAGAAAAUAGUGUGUUGAUUAUGGAAUGCUCUGUCAAUGACAUGAUGAUCUGUGUAUGGUUAAGUUGCCAGUUCCCUCUUGCAUAUCCUGUAUUUCUUCCCUCCCACUAUUCCUAGUGUGUGUGUGUGUGUGUGUCACUUUUAAGCAUUGAACAUUACCGUAAAAAGUAUUACCUACCUUACAAAAGUGAUGCCUUUCAGUUAGUUGUUUGUAUAUUGUUUCAUAUUUUUUCCAUCACCACACUAGAUGUGAAACCCAUGUGAUUAUCUGUGGUUAGAAUGGACCAAUGUGAUUAUCUGUGGUUAGAACUCAUGUGAUUAUCUGUAGUUAGAAUGGACCAAUGUGAUUAUCUGAGGUUAGAAUGAACCAAUGUGAUUAUCUGUGGUUAGAAUGGACCAAUGUGAUUAUCUGAGGUUAGCAUGAACCAAUGUGAUUAUCUGAGGUUAGAAUGAACCAAUGUGAUUAUCCAAGGUUAGAAUUAACCGAUGUGACUAUCCGAGGUUAGAAUGAACCAAUGUGAUUAUCUGUGGUUAGAACCAAUGUGAUUAUCUGUGGUUAGAACCAAUGUGAUUAUCUGUGGUUAGAACCAAUGUGAUUAUCUGUGGUUAGAACCAAUGUAUUUCUCUGUGGUUAGACAGAUGCAUGGCUUUAUUCUCAGGAUAUUAAUAAAGUAGUUUGUUCAGAGACUGGAUUAGCUGCCAUAGUAUAACAGUUGUCUAAUAUUAACAUGUACAGUACUAUAUUGUAGGAUAGGUAGGUAGUCAUGAUAAUAAUGCCAGUGUGGUAUUUAACAGUUUACUUUAUUAAAUAAGUGGUUCAUUUAAUGUGGCUGUAAAGUGGUAUGAUUACUAACCCAAUGACUGCUGUUUGAAAACAGUAUGUAUCUGUGAGUGCAGAGAACAGUUUCUGAUGUGUUUCUCAAUGUUAUAUCUAUGUACAAGCAAUGGUCUGUGCAAUACUGCCAACUGGUCAGUCUUCUGGAGUAACUAAGACCUAAUCAUUUCUGCAGUGCGGAAUCCAUUGUAGGUCAUCCUCAGUUGUCAGCCGUACGUUACAGUCUGGGUUUACGGAUGUCCUCAAAUGGGUUCCGUACUGAAGUGCUAGGUCCAGUGCUGCGACUGUUAAUGAAAUGGUCCUAAAUUAAACAGCAGAAAGCUCAUAAUAAUGCCAGUUCCUGGAAAAAUACAGAUUGAGAGACAUUGUGAGACAUACAGAGAACCCAAGGAGAGGUCCCAGACAACUAUUUCAGGGAUGUGAGUCACGGCAUCAAUAUUUCAAAAGUCUGACCUGACUUGACUACAGGAUUAAGAAUAAGGAGCCACUUCCAUAAUUCAUACCAUCUCAUUCUCUGGACUUCACCUCAAAUACUUUUUAUUAGAGACACUCCUUCUGACAUUAUUCACCAUUCAUUUACUGUACUUGCAGUAAUGUUUUACUUCUGUUUUCGACUUUGUUACUUUUCUAUUGUUAUAGAAAAGUUCCCUUGAAGAAACCAGAGACAGUUAUCCUAAAUGGACCCCUAUGUGCCAAUGUGCUAUAAAACAAAUAGAAAGGAAGCUGUGUUUAGGUGUUGUGAGAUUAUUUUGUGAAAAAGGGUAUGCUACUAUUAGCUAGACCAAGUGUCAUGCCAAAUAGUGUCUUGUAGAAAAUGCUGCAAUCGAUUGUUGCACUUGUGAAAACGAACUGCCUCUGAAUCGUUGCAUUUUCAGUAGCAAACAAUUUUCAGCAGCACACUUGCAUGAAAUUGUGCAAGAUCUAUUUCUAUAUAUCUAUAUCGGUAUACUUAUUGUAUUGUAUUUGUGCACCUUCAGGUCUCGUCUUGAGGUGCAAUGGGCCAAUAAGUGCAAUAUUUUAAAAGCCUAUUUCUCUGUGAAUAGCCAUCAGUCUGUGCCAUGCAUAACUGUUAGGAUUGAAUUCCUUUUUACGAGUGGUGUGUGAGUAGGGGUUCAAUGGGCCAGUGGCGUAGUGGAAAGUCUCCUACUUUUGUAGCAGAAAACGUAAGAUGAGUCCUAAUAGUGGAACAAGAGAAAGCAAGUUCCGAUGUCUUCCCAACUGAACCCCAGUGGGCAUGAUUGUGAUGUGUGAUAGUGAGAAAAUGCAGCCUGUCAGAAAGCCAAGUCAUUUUCUCACAGUGUCAACACUGUUAUCUAAAGACGGGAAACCUCUCUAGAUGGUUCCGCUGCCAAGACAGUUGUCGACAAAGUGGUAGAGAGAAUGCUGUACGUGUGAAUGAGAGAGAAUUCUAUGUGUGAUUGGCUGCCUCCCCUUGUACAUUCAUCCACCUCCUUGAUGAAAUAUAUCCUAUUUGUUGUUUUAUAGACUUCAGCAUGUGUACAGCUUUAUAUUGUGUUUUCUGGUGCAGUAACAACAGCCCUCUUAGUAUGCGGGUCCCAAGAUAUUGAAGUGUUGUCUGUUCAGCUUCUGUGAAACAUCGAGACAGAGAUGAAGCCUUACUACGGUAUAUGCAGUAUGGACAGAAACAAGACAAACUGGUUAAUAACAGGUCACUUUAGCCUUUGUUAUUGAAUAAGUCAUAAACGGCAUUGUCAUUCCAUUUAUAACACAUGUAACGGAUGUGAAACGGCUAGCUUAGUUAGCGGUGCGCGCUAAAUAGCGUUUCAAUCGGUGACGUCACUUGCUCUGAGACCUUGAAGUAGUAGUUCCCCUUGCUCAGCAAGGGCCGUGGCUUUUGUGGAGCGAUGGGUAACGAUGCUUCGAGGGGGACUGUUGUUGAUGUGUGCAGAGGGUCCCUGGUUCGCGCCCGGGUAUGGGCGAGGGGACGGUUUAAAAUUAUACCGUUAUACACACAAAAAGAGAGAGAAAAAAAAAAAGAGAAACAGCGUACUUCUCUGUAUACCAGGGGCUCUAAUGAUAAAACACUAAUGAUCAAAUGUUGACCCCCUUGACCCCUCUUAGGUUAAUUGGCACUCUACUAUGUACAGUACGGUGUCCUUGACAGCAGGUCACUUUCCCUUCACCUUUUUGAAACAAUUGUUUGUAGUGCGCUGCUCCUCGGUCUGGCAUUUUCUGCUUUGUGGACGUGGAGAAGCCAGUUCAGAGAUCCUAGCCUGCCCUAUUCUGCCGUCGCAUCUGUUCAAGCGUAACGCCAGCUGCUCACCUCACCAAUAUUCUCUGGGACCUUUCCUCCAUGUAGACCAACACAAUUAGAAUUCAAGCGGUGAACAAACCCUCAAAAGCCUCUCACAAAUUCCCCAUACAACUGCUAAAUGUUGUUUUCUCCUGUUGUUCUUUCACACGUUCUCAACAUGUCUGUACUGUAGCUGGGAGUGUUUGAAUCGGACCAUCUCUUCGGCUGUAGAGACACACUGGUAGUAAUAAAACGUGUCAAUGGAGUGUCUGGUUAAAAAAAUAAGUCAAGUGGUUUCUUUGAAUUCUUGAUUUGUAUAAUAGCUAUCCUAUAACAGAAAAUGUUUGCUGUAUCUCUUUUGAGUCUUCAGAUGGACCUAAACUGAUAAUAGAUCAUUGUACCAUUAUAGUGACCUACAGUAUUCUAUUUUCCUUGUAUGAACUACUCAUGAGCUGGAUAUUUACUUUUAUGUGUAUAUGACAUGAUGUAUUACACAGGUGUUUUCAAGAUGACAAUAAAAAUAUACCAAUUGUA
Messenger RNA from Oncorhynchus masou masou (cherry salmon), 4813 nucleotides. Its product is annotated as ras-related protein Rab-3C-like. Gene Ontology annotation, cellular component: plasma membrane; synaptic vesicle; endosome. Gene Ontology annotation, biological process: protein localization to plasma membrane; regulation of exocytosis; protein secretion. Gene Ontology annotation, molecular function: GTPase activity; myosin V binding; GTP binding. The transcript is spliced from 5 exons. NCBI's taxonomy places the organism in Eukaryota, Metazoa, Chordata, Actinopteri, Salmoniformes, Salmonidae. The coding region runs from base 222 to 872 and encodes 216 amino acids. The record is from RefSeq and is a predicted model, not a curated record.